This is a messenger RNA of Aspergillus pseudonomiae, 291 nucleotides long. Its product is annotated as ubiquinol--cytochrome-c reductase subunit 8. Bases 1 to 291 code for a protein of 96 amino acids. The transcript is spliced from 4 exons. Gene Ontology annotation, biological process: mitochondrial electron transport, ubiquinol to cytochrome c. The record is from RefSeq and is a predicted model, not a curated record. Lineage: Eukaryota; Fungi; Ascomycota; Eurotiomycetes; Eurotiales; Aspergillaceae.
AUGGGUGGCCACGUGGAUCCUAAGAACGGAGUUUUCAUGGGUAACUGGGGUGGUUUCGGUUGCCCUACCCCCCAGCGCAUCGCCUCCUACUCUCUGUCUCCCAACCGUCAGCGCCCCUUGGCUGGUACCGCCCACGCUGCUUUCUUCAACACCUUCCGGAGAUUCAGACACCAGAUUCUCUACGUCGCCCCUCCUUUCAUCAUCGCCUACGCCGCCAUGGACUGGGCUGUUGAGAAGAACCACUACCUCAACUCCAAGCCCGGCCGCCUUGCUGAGGGUGGUGACGAGUAA